CUCGAACUACCGAAACCCAGAAAGACCAAAACAGAUUUCGCACAUAAUCAUGGCAGACGCACCUACAGCAGCCAAUAACAAGGCUGUUACAAGUGUCUACAAUGAGGUUAAGGAAUACUAUGGAAAGACACUUAAGAAGACAUCUGACCUGAAAAGCAAUGCAUGUGUACCGUCUGCCAAGUCUGUCCCUGCAUAUGUGAGAAAAGCGAUAGCUGGGAUCCAUCCAGAUGUCGUUGCAAAGUACUAUGGCUGUGGUCUGGUGGUCCCCGAGUGUCUGGAGGGCUCCAGGGUGCUUGAUCUCGGCUGUGGGAGUGGACGGGAUUGCUACAUGCUCAGCCAGCUCGUUGGAAAGAAGGGACAUGUCACAGGCAUCGACAUGACUGAAGAUCAGCUUGAGGUGGCCCAGAAAUAUGUUGACUACCACAUGCAAAGAUUUGGUUACAAAAAGCCAAAUGUGAAUUUUGUUUGUGGUUACAUUGAGGCUUUGGCUGAAGCAGGUCUAGAGGAGAAAUCAUAUGAUAUCAUCAUAUCAAACUGUGUGGUGAACCUGUCCCCAGAUAAAACCAGUGUCCUGAGGGAGGCUUACCGUGUACUAAAGGAUGGAGGAGAAUUGUACUUUAGUGAUGUUUAUAGUGAUGCUAGAAUACCAGAAGACCUCAAGGACAACAGCGUGUUAUGGGGUGAGUGCCUGAGUGGAGCAUUGUGGUGGGAAGACCUGAUACGACUGGCUGAAGAGGUUGGAUUUUGCAAACCCAGACUGGUUACUGCUAGUAUCAUCACUGUGGGCAACAAGGAACUAGAGAAACUUCUUGGUGACUACAAAUUUGUGUCUGCCACAUACCGGCUCUUCAAGUUACCAAAAGGUUCAGAGAAGAGGUCCUGUCUGGUCAUGUACAACGGAGAGAUUACAGGUGUGGAGGAAAGCUUCGAGUUUGAUGCCCAAUUUACCUUUAAGGUUGAUAAAGUGAUGGAGGUGGAUGCUGAGGUGGCCAGCCUCUUGAGGAACUCCAGAUUUGCUGAAGAAUUCACAUUUCAGCCUCAGGAGGUGAACACCUCUGGAGGAUGCUGGGCCAAACCCAAGGCAGUGUCAAUGAAUCCCUUUGAACUGGUCCAGCAGUUGGGCAGUGCAAGUGUAACUGCUUCCACUGGGGGGUGCUGUGCGGGCCAGGAGUCAUGCUGCAACUGAAUCUAAUGGAAAAUCAGUUUUGCCCGUUUAUAAUUUGAAAAGAACAAAUUAUUGGUUGUAAUUUUUUAACUGUGAUUUUGUACAAAAAAUAAUAACAUUACUCAUUUGUAAAAGGUAACAAAAAACAAGGACACAUCAGUAUUGUGUAAUGUUGUGUAUGCAUUUUUAAACAUAUGGAUUAAUUUAUAGCAAUAUCUAAGUCUAUAUCGUUGCAUAAUCUGAAGCAUUCACCUGCCAGAUUUAAUCUUUAUUAUAUCUUUAUUGUAUUGACAGAUAUAAUCUAACUGAAAACUCAUGGUUUAUUGAACUUUUGUAAUCAAAUCACUUUUUUCUACUGCUGUAAUAAAAAUGUCUGAGCCGACUGCCUGGCUAUUACUAUCA
Pimephales promelas (fathead minnow) is the source of this 1567-nucleotide messenger RNA. RefSeq names its product arsenite methyltransferase (gene as3mt). The record is from RefSeq and is a predicted model, not a curated record. Gene Ontology annotation, cellular component: cytosol. Gene Ontology annotation, biological process: arsonoacetate metabolic process; toxin metabolic process. Gene Ontology annotation, molecular function: arsenite methyltransferase activity. Lineage: Eukaryota; Metazoa; Chordata; Actinopteri; Cypriniformes; Leuciscidae.